This is a messenger RNA of Pungitius pungitius (ninespine stickleback), 6197 nucleotides long. Its product is annotated as protocadherin alpha-C2-like. Gene Ontology annotation, molecular function: calcium ion binding. Gene Ontology annotation, biological process: homophilic cell-cell adhesion. The transcript has 4 exons. Bases 415 to 3432 code for a protein of 1005 amino acids. The record is from RefSeq and is a predicted model, not a curated record. Gene Ontology annotation, cellular component: plasma membrane. NCBI's taxonomy places the organism in Eukaryota, Metazoa, Chordata, Actinopteri, Perciformes, Gasterosteidae.
UAAAGGCCGUUUUUUUCGUCCUUUUUAAUUAGAUGCUGCUCGAUCAUUUUAUUCGUAUGUGCUGACAUGGAGCCAGCAUCGUUUGAGCGAGUGUCUCCCCCUCCCCCUUUUGCCCACGGACACUAUUGCUACAUCGCAUGGAGAGAGUGAGAGAGAGAGCAAUAGGCAGCGCCAGUGAAAGGAGCCACAGAGAUUUUUAAAAACAGUAGCCACCACAGACAAAGGAAAACAUGGACGCACGCAGGACGAUUCUCUUUAAACAGGCAGCAGAAGGGAUGCGGUGGUUGUCCCGCACAUAGUCGGAGUUGUGCCCGAUUUAUUCCCUCUUUUUUUAAUGAGGCUGGUGGGCUCGCAGAGCGAACUGAGAGGGCGGAAAGAUUUAUCCAACCCGUCUGCAAAGUCCGCCUGCCUGCGAUGGCUGUAACGGCGCGAUGCUGUUAUAGUGUGAACGAGAAUGUGCCUUUUUAUUUAUAUUUUUUUAUUUUCGUACUCGGUGGCCUUACAAAUGCACAGAUUCGAUACUCCAUUCCAGAGGAGCUGGAGAACGGGGCAAUGGUCGGGGACGUUGUUCGAGAUUUGGGGCUGGACCUGAGAAAACUUUCCACGCGACGAAUGAGAAUCACAUCGGACCGUGCGCGGAGAUAUUUCACCAUAAAUCACAAAACCGGGAAGCUGGUGGUGAGUGACCGCAUUGACCGAGAGACAAUUUGCCAGUUCAGUGGCACGUGUUCACGCAGCCUAGAGGUGGUUUUAGAGAACCCGCUGGAGGUGCACAACGUGGAGGUGGAGAUUUUGGACGUGAACGAUAACGUGCCACAAUUCCCUCGAGAUGAAUAUCAGCUUGAGGUGUCGGAGUCUGCUCUCACUGGGUCACGCUUUCACAUUGAGGGAGCUCAGGACGCAGAUGACGGCUCCAACUCUGUGAAGCAGUACCGCCUGAGCCCAAACGAUCAUCUCGGCCUGGAUUUGAUUAAGCCCUUUUCCAACGAUAAGCACAUUGAGUUUAUUCUCAAAAAGCCCUUUGACCGCGAGGAUAUGCCCUCACAUCAGCUUAUCCUGACAGCAGUAGAUGGAGGGACCCCACAGCGAACUGGCACGGCCAAAAUCAAUGUACGGAUCCUCGAUGCCAAUGACAAUGUGCCUAAGUUUGACAGCUCGGUGUACAAAGUUAAACAGUCCGAAAACUCCCCAAAGGGCGCUCUUGUGAUUAAGUUAAAUGCGACAGACCCCGACGAGGGCUCAAAUGGGGAUGUUUUUUACUCCUUCAGCAGCUACACACCAGAAAGAGUGAGACAGAUGUUUUCCAUGGACACAGAAACGGGGGAAAUUAGGGUGAAAAACAAUAUUGACUAUGAGGAGACCAACUCAUAUGAAAUGUACAUACAAGCAAUGGACAAAGGGUCCGCUCCUGUUGCAGUUCACUGUAAAGUAGUCGUAGAAGUUUUGGACGUGAAUGACAACAUUCCUGAGAUUGUACUGUCUUCGCUUUCCAGCCCAGUACGAGAAGAUGCCCGAGCAGACACAGUUGUAGCAUUGAUCAGUGUGAAUGACCGAGACUCUGGACCAAACAAACAAGUUACACUGGAGAUCAUGCCCCAUUUGCCUUUCAAGAUCAAAUCUUUCCGUAACCACUACACCAUCGUCACAUCCGCUUUCCUGGACCGGGAAACCAUCAUGUCCUACAAUGUCACUGUCAAUGCUGUGGAUGGAGGCACCCCACCCCUGUCAUCUCAAAUGACCUUUAAAGUGGACGUUGCAGACGUGAAUGACAACCCACCGCGUUUUGAACAAACAUCAUAUACUGUCUACAUAACAGAGAACAAUGCUCCCGGAGCACCUCUGUGUGUUGUUAAGGCCACGGACGCCGAUGCUGCAGACAAUGCGCGCAUCACCUAUACUAUCCUGAAUGACAACAACCACGGUAUCCCUGUAGCCAGCUACGUCAGCAUCAAACCUGACAAAGGUCAGGCCUAUGCCCUGCGAGCCUUCGACUUUGAGAAGCUGAGAGAAUUUCACUUUCAGGUCAAAGCCCAGGACAAUGGUGUGCCUCCCCUCAGCCGUGUGGCCACAGUGUAUGUUUACAUCAUGGAUCAGAAUGACCACGUGCCAAGAAUAGUCUACCCACCUGCUAAUGGGAGCCGCACCAUAGAGACUCUCAUGAAAAAUGCGGAAGCAGGCGUGUUGGUUAGCAAGGUGAGGGCGUGGGAUGGCGAUGCAGGCCAGAAUGCCUGGCUGCUCUUUGCCCUGGAGCAGACCAACGCAGACCUCAACCUGUUCAAGGUGCAUGAGUACACGGGGGAGAUCCGCACCACCAGGCGCGUCAUUGAGGAGAACUGCACCUCCUUCCUCCUUUCAGUGCUGGUGCACGAUAACGGCUUGCCACCACUCUCCUCCACGGCCACCAUCCAUGUGCACGUGAUGGAGCUUCCGCCCAAGUUGACCCCUGAUCCCAAGCGCAUCAUCAGGCCCAACAGUCCACUCAUGUUUUCCAAUGUUACACUAUACCUCAUCAUUGCCCUGAGUGCCACGACAUUCGUGUUCCUAGUCACCGUCUUUGUUCUGGCCAUUGUACGUUGCCAUGCCUACUGCACCCAGCCAGGCUCCUGUUCUCCGUGUUGUGUAUCCAAGAAGAAUGCUCCAGAGGGGGGCCCCUCAGCUGCCAGCGGUGCAGGUGGAGGAAGAGCUGCACCUGUAGGAGGCGGAGGUGGAGGGCAGCCAAAUGAAAAUGUAGCCUUGCGCCGUGACCUCAAAGUGGAACCCCAUUAUAUUGAAGUGCGGGGAAAUGGGUCUUUGACCAAAACAUACUGCUACAAGACGUGCCUGACUGCCACAUCAGGAAGUGACACUUUCAUGUUCUACAACACGGGACGUCCGCACAGUGGCACCUGGGGCUCGGGGUACGUCACCAGCCACAGCGGACAGAGCCAGUUGUUUGUACGGCGUCUCAGUAUGCCAGAUGCCACUGCCAUUCAGCCUAAAGGGCCAAGUGGCGACUGGAGAUAUUCAGCCUCCCUGAGAGCAGGAGGUGUAAUGCAGAGCUCAGUGCACAUGGAAGAGUCCUCAGUAAUGCAAGGAGCCCAAGGUGUCCUCGUUCAGAACUGGCCCACUGCAUCCAGCGCCGCUGAUGCUGAAGGAGGAGAGGUGUCCCCCCCAAUGGGUGCCGGAGUAGACAGCAACAGCUGGCACUUUCGCUAUGGCCCCGGCGGUCCUGGUGCACCCCCUCAACACCUGAAACCUGGCGAUGUUCCCCCCGAAGCCUUCAUCAUCCCGGGCUCACCCGCCAUAAUAUCCAUCAGACAGAACCAGGGAGGAGAGGACGACAAGAGCGAUUUCAUCACCUUUGGAAAGAAAGAGGAGGCCAAGAAGAAGAAGAAGAAGAAGAAGGAGAAGAAAGACAAGAAGGAUAAGGGGAAGGAUGACGGAGAUGAGUAGAGGAUCGGAAAGAAGAAACAGCUAAGAAAAGGGCGUUGUUAAAACAGAGGUACCAACCAAAGUCCACUGGGCAGGAAGAAAAUGUGAAAACUAUUUCAUUUUAUUACGUUUUUUCACUUAUAAUAUUUUGAAAAUACUAGCCUUACCAAUAUGUAUUUAAACUUCAGUCUAUUACUGAGGUAAAUUAUUUAUCUUGCCUUGAUAAAUAUUAAAAUGAUUGAUUUUACUCCUCGCCCUUUUGUGCCUAGUCACCCUUAGUCUACUCAUGUCAGUGGUUUCCAGUAAUAGACAAACACUCUUUGCCCCAGUCUUGAAUAAUAUUUCCUCUAACCCAUUGGGCACGUUGGCACCUCUGUUUUACCCCCUGCCCAAAUGAUGUGUAAACCGUUCUCUCUGAGGACAACAAAAAGCUCUGUGCCAGCGGAGGAAAAGAAGAUCGAUGACAAAGAAGAUUGAGACGGAUGCAUGCCAUCUGGCGCUGGACACGUACUACUUGUAAAUAGCACAGGAGUCACUGAAACUAAGGCUUACAUGACACUGCUGCAGAUUCCUCCGAUAAUUACCAACAGUGUUUCCUAAGAUCUCAAUGAAAUCACACAUACGCAUGCUCACACAUUCAAACAUGCAAAGACAAAUACACAUAUUUACCAUGACUUAAUAGACACAGAGCGCACUUGAGAUCUAGGGAGAAGAUGAAAAAUUCAAAAGGAGACAAAAUCAACUGACGUCAAAGAAAUGUGCUCAAAACUAGACACUGCAAGCGUUUUGUCCUGCACCGUCACCUAUGUGGUGCGCAUGUGUACAUCAGCUCUCUCAGGAUGGAAGCAGCAUCCUUUGCAACCACUCUGUUUUUGCUCACUGCAUUCGAAGGACAUAGAACUUCAUCUCUUACCAGAACCCCAGCUGAGGAAUGCAGAAGGCACUGGAAAGAUGGAGACAUAGGAGGAUGCCUCAUGUUCUCCGAAGGAUUACAGAGGGGAGAGUCCCGCGAAGGUAACAUGUGACUCCGCUUUCAGUCAGUGGACUCUGAUGAUAACCUUACAGAAUAUAAGGAGAGUCUUGAGAUUUUUAUAACACCGUCUCUUCUCCCCCUGCCGCAGCAAAAGCCUAAUGCUUUCUGCUUUGAAUGUUUGGUAGCAACCAGUCCUUACCUGAUUCCUUGAGUUUACUACUGCUCACUUGCUUGCAUUUCCCCCAAGCUGCCACGAGCCGUCCUCUCCCCCCCCAACAACUCUUUGUGUGACGAUAAUGUUUCAGAACUGGUUCUGUUGUUCAUUCAUUCUUUAAAGAGAUUCCCCGUUACACGCUCCUGCAUUUUUUGUUCUUUUCUUCCUUCCAGUUUCUUCAGCUGCUUUUUGAGUGUCAUGCCCACCCCCCUUUUCCCCUCAGACACGGUCCCUGAGCCCUGCUCAGGAUCGAUCCUGGGAAUGGCCUGCUCUGAACAUUGUGGUGUGCUGAGAACAGCAUGGAGUAAUGUGGAUGAGGCCUGGGUAAGCCAAGCCGGGGGUCUACACCCUGAACUCUUAUCAGAUGUCUCUCAAAGUGCAUAACGGUUCAGUGCUUUUAACUUGCGUACACUGUUAAUUUCCUUUGUGUAGCCACUGUUGAGGGGGGACCGGGUAUGAGGAAGCAGAUUACAACAGUGGAGGCCUGGGAUAAAGUGAGGAGUAAGGUGCCGUGGGCUGGCCCUCCAUCUCCGUGUACAAGAGAAGAAGGUGGUUCUCCAAAUUGAUUGUUUAGAAUCGUUGAGUCACAUAUUAGCUUUUAUCUACGCUGUAAAUGCAGCGUACCCUUUUCUUAGAUUGUCUCUACAUUAGUAAAUGGAAAUAUGCUUAAUAUCCGGGCAUCCAGGGAUUCCCAUCCCACAGAUAUAUCCCACCAAUCUUCUCACAGGAGGUUUUGAAGAAGGGGCACACUCAUGCCUCAAGGCCUGCUUCUGUUGGUACCCCUCCGCUGCCUGUAACUUGUUGCCACGUCCCCGAAGUUUUGCGGCUCAGUGUGACGUCACUCCAUUAUGUGGCUGCUGCAUGUACUGCUCUAAGGAAACACAUACUAUAUAGAGAAAUAUAUAUAUAAAUAGAUAGAUGGCUAUGAUUUUAUUAUUUUGUAUCAUUGUUUUUCUUCAUUUCUCGCACAGAAGAUAUUUGUAUGUACUUCUGUCUCUGUCGAACAUCUAUGUACUACAAUCAUCGUGCUCCACAGAUGUUGUACGGCAUCCACGAAACCUCUUACGCUCUUUGUAAAUGCUUUAGUGUGAUACCUUUCACCGCAAGUUAAUCAUUUUUAUUUUACCACUAUGAUUUUGGUUUUUGAAAACAACAAAGCAAGAAAAAAAAAAUCUCUCCUUGUCCAGCUUUGACAUGACGAUCUUACUAACACUGUAAUAUUGUAACUGAAAUAUGUAUGAUCCUAUGAUGAGCUAUCACUUCCCUUUCACUCUUAAAAUAAUGAAAAAUGACUAAAAAAAAUAUUCCAUUGUAUAAAAAGAUAUAUGUAGUGUAUGCUUGUGUUUAGUGAGCGUUCAUGCUGUCAUUCUUUCCCAAUGUAUGGUGGUGAACUAUGGUGGCAAUGUGCGGUCCUAAAAGGACCAGCCCAGAUCUGUUGUGAAACCCUUUUUGUAAACCCGCUCAUCAACUGUGACAGUGAAGUAGUGAAUUUCAUUUGUUCUUUUAUUAUUGUUUUUUAUUUUACCUGAAUGGAUACAGUGGUAAUGUGUUUUGUUUAUAAAUCACUAAUAAAGUUUUCUUUCUUAAAAUAAAUGCGAA